AGUGUCAGGCCUGAACUUCACCAGACUCUCAGUGUCUUCGCGCGAUUGACGCGAACCCUUUGAUAUUGUUGCCUUCGUGAAAUCACUGCCUCAAUCUUCUCUGACGCUGGAUCGCGCAACGGGCCUAGCUUCCCACUGACUAUGCACUGCCUUCCUGAGAGUGUCGCGUUACAAGGUUAAUUAUCGCUCUUGCGGAUCUGAAGGUCGCCUCGACCAUCCAGCCUCACCGGAUUUUGAGCCCCUGCGUUCGCAGCCUGUGAGUCUGUCAAUCAGCUCAAUCCGCUCAAUCAGCCAUGGAAAACGACCCAUUCGCCCGGAUGCCGAAUCUCGGUUCCUACCGCCGAAACCAUAUGGUGGAUCUAACUGAAGCAGGUGUGCGCCAUCCAGAGCUGAACGGAAGGGUCAUCAUCGAACUCUCAGACGACGAAUCCGAGCCUGAACGACAAAUCAUGGAGUCUCCCCCUGGGCGUCCUCCCCAAAGACAAUUUUCCCGCGAUGGUUACGCCCGAUCCCGCCCUAGGUAUAUUGAGAGCGAUCUACCGAUCCAUGGAGAAAGAUCCAGUCCCUCAGGAAGCCCUCAAGCUCACAAGCGUGCAAAGACCGAUGCGAACAAGAAUGGCAUCCAUGAUAAUACAGACUUUCACCGCCACCACGUUCAUAAUCACGAGCAACACGGUGUGCCCUCUUGCCACACCCUACCAAUUGUACCAGUACGCUCUCAAAUCGACGGGGCUGGAGCGGAUAUGCACCAGCAGCCAAGGAACUUCCAGCGAGAAGACCAAGGUGCGCCCUCUCACCACCCGCCAAAGCCGCAGAUUAAAAACGAGAAAUCGCGCGAACAACCACCCUACUACGUCGAUGGUCGCUUUGAGGUGAAGAUGUACAACGGACCAGGAUACGAGCGAUUCCCAGUCGCGCUAGGCACUGUAAAAGGACAUCAGGACAUCUGCGACAAAUGGGAUGUAGAACAGACCAAGAACUUGGAGAGGGAAGCAGCAAAGUUGCAGCGGACUAUCAAAACCUCAUACAACAUUUCUGGAGAGCGUGACGCGCUUGACGAGGCCGAUCGCGAGCUGGAGGCUGGCAGAGAUUAUGAAGAACAGUGUCUCAAAAAUGUGCUCGAGGUGUUCCCUGAUAUCGAAGUCGCCUUUGUGAAGAAGAAAAUCGAAACCUGCUCGGCACAAGAAUACCCAGAUCCGGGGGAUGAGGUGAUCGAAAUCGACGUAACGCCUCUUGCUGAGAAAAUUGUUGCCGAAAUCCUGGAGAUGGAGUCAUACCCAAAAGAAGACAGUUCGAGUUCGGUGAGCGGUGGCCACGCUGCGCCAGAUGACGGUACAGGCAUCACAAUAAGCUGGGAUCGAGACCUCCCGAAGGACGGAAUGUACAUGAAAGACGCAGUCAUCUUGCUGGCGAAAUCCUUCGAUCACGUCCCGACUUGUUACAUUCACAAAGUUGUGGAGCAGAAGAAGUCGAUUUACCACGCCUACGUUCACAUCCAUGGAAUGGAGGAGCAGUUCUACACGUUGCCAAAACGCCCAUAUCCGCGCUUACGACAACCGCGGAAGGACAUCGAGAAGAAAUAUCUCCUUGCUGUCACUGACCGGCGCAUACCAUACCAGUACGCUAAUCGCAUCAAUGAGCUUCAGGCUGCAAGACAGCAUGUCGCCCGGGCGGCUAUUCAGGAGGCAGCAAAAAAGGCAAAGCAGGAAGCCGAGGCUGCCAAUCUGCUAUGGCACAUAGAGAAUGGUGCACUUGCUGAAUGCCAAUGUUGCUUCGAUGGAGAGAUUCCGCUCAAUCGUGUUGUACCUUGCAUGGCCGACCAGCAACACUACUUUUGCUACGGCUGUGUCGAAGGCCUGGCAAAUAAUCAGGUGGGACUGAUGAAGUACGAGAUGAAGUGUAUGGACUCUACUGGCUGCACUGCCGACCUUGUGAUGGAGGAUGUUGGAAAAGCUGUGCCGAUCUUGAUAUUUGACCGUCUCGAGAUGAACAGACAGCAAGCCGAGAUCAUGGCCGCUAGCAUCGACGGUCUCGAGAAAUGCCGAUGGUGUGCCUACCAAGCUAUCUGUGACACUGUGGAAACGGACCCUGUGUUCGUUUGUCUGAAUCCAGAGUGCAAGCGCACCACGUGCCGAAAGUGUAACCGAGACAGUCAUUUGCCGAAGACUUGCGAGGAGAGCAAGCGAGACAACGACCUCGGUGGACGCCAUCGCAUCGAGGAAGCCCGAUCGGAGGCGAUCAUGCGAAAAUGUCCGAACAAGAAGUGCGCAGUCAAAAUCAUCAAGGAACUUGGGUGCAACAAGAUGCAGUGCUCCAGCUGUCAAACCAGACUGUGUUACGUGUGCAACGAGGAUCUUACACAUCUAGGGCUCAACCCCUACUGGCAUUUCAACAAACCGGGGGCCAAAUGUCCUCUGUAUGACCACGAAGGUGUCAACCGCCACGAUGCGGAAGCCAUGAAAGCGGAGCUGAAAGCGAUCAAGGAAGCAAAACAAGUCAAUGCCGAGCUUGACGAAACCCAACUGCGCGUCGAGUCCGGUAAACCACAGAAGCCAAAAUUGGACGAUCAUCCAGCAGCAAAUACGGUCUACCGUGAGAUGAACAAUCGCCUCGGGCGUCUGGACUAUCGACAGCGUCGGGUUCAAGAGUUGCGGGAGCGCAUUGCUAUCAUGCAGACUCUGGUGCCAGAUCCCCAGCUGGAGGCCGAUCUGGCGCGGAUUCACCACGAGGAGCGGCACCGGCAGGGUCGCAUGCCGAAUGUGCAACCUCCAAUCAUAGGCAUGCCCCAGUUGAAUCAAUUUCAUCAGCAGGCGGCGAAUGUUGUCAACUUCAUGCCACCCUUGCCACCCAUGCCACCCAUGGGUCCAGGUAAUGCUCCAGCGCCUUUGCCAGCGGCUUUUGCAGAAUAUGGAGUCCAAACCCCACACCUACGAAUGGGCAUGGGAUUGGGACCCUUUGAGCAUCAACCACAUCAUCGUGCAGGCAAUCAGGCAUGGGCGAAUCCGAACAACAUGCAAGCUCCUCAAUAUGCAGGCCAAGGGAUUCUGUAUCCUGACCUUGUCCGCCAUGGUGCGCCCGCCGAUUACCAAGUCCCGAAUUAUGGUCAGCAAGGACCGCCCUUCGGCCCGCCUCCUGGUUAUCGUCGUCGCUGAGCAUUUGAUGACAUGACCGUGUCGAUGGACUACCGGACGAUCGAAGAUACUCGUUCAUCUCAAUCAGCGGCUUCGGCGACAUGACGAAGGCUUUCCCUUAUCCCUCUGUUCACAAUUACCCGGGCUUACGGGCCAUCUCACGUUCUUGGUUUUUCCUUUUCUUUUCGGAACGCAGUGACAAAGGCGACAGGCUGCGACAGGCUUCGUUGGCUGGCUUGGAAGCUGGACCAAGUCGAGCAUGAACAUGUGCUAGGCAAAAUGGAGAUUGGCGUUUCAUUGUCUUCAGAGCUGGGACAGAUCGCCCUCAGAAUGCAUUAUCGGGUCGGAUGAGCAUGGUUUAUGUAUUUCUCGGCGUUAUUAUGCUAAUGUCGUUUUCAUGGGACACAGGACCAUACUAUCAGCAAGUGAAGGCUGCCACUGCAGUCACUUGAGAGGGAGCUAGAGAGCGGGCUGAGUCAAAAUUGCCAUGAAAAGGGCUUCCCAUAGAAUGGGAUAAU
Molecule: messenger RNA, 3649 nt
Organism: Exophiala xenobiotica
Lineage: Eukaryota; Fungi; Ascomycota; Eurotiomycetes; Chaetothyriales; Herpotrichiellaceae
Exons: 2
Coding region: 294-3152 (952 amino acids)
Molecular function (GO): zinc ion binding
Source: RefSeq, a predicted model, not a curated record